This is a messenger RNA of Funneliformis caledonium, 409 nucleotides long. NCBI's taxonomy places the organism in Eukaryota, Fungi, Glomeromycota, Glomeromycetes, Glomerales, Glomeraceae. The record is from the annotation of a GenBank genome assembly.
AUGUGCACCACCACACCUAAAAUACAUAAAUAUUUCGAGAGAAAAGUGUCAGAAUGGAAUAUUCUUGGAUUCCUCAGUGAAUGUAACAUCGAACCGUUUAGAAACAAAAUAAAGUGUUACCUUUUAUCUCUUGAAGAUAUCGCCAGUACAGAGGAAGGCCGAAGGAAGGAAAAGGUGCGACAGCUAAUUAGGAAUUACAGACAGGCAAGUUUUUGUGAAAAAUUUAUUGUUGAACUUGCAAGUGGCAUGGUAGAGGACCCUACGAGCUUUUCUAUCAUUCAAGUCCUACGGGCUGAGCCACAAAAGUUAGUGUUGAAGCACAGCUUGUCUGAUGUUAAGCAGACUACAGAUAACCCUAUGAGCUUGUCUGAUCGAACUGAAUCACGAACACAGAUGAUCCUACGAGCUU